Molecule: messenger RNA, 5691 nt
Organism: Exophiala bonariae
Lineage: Eukaryota; Fungi; Ascomycota; Eurotiomycetes; Chaetothyriales; Herpotrichiellaceae
Exons: 3
Coding region: 1-5691 (1896 amino acids)
Biological process (GO): positive regulation of transcription by RNA polymerase II; phospholipid catabolic process
Cellular component (GO): nucleus
Molecular function (GO): ATP hydrolysis activity; glycerophospholipase activity; ATP binding
Source: RefSeq, a predicted model, not a curated record
AUGGCACGAGGCUCAAAGCGCACUCUUGAGGAAAUCGCCAAUCACGAAGAAUCGGACGAUGAUGACUAUGAUGAUCACGCCCGUAGUCCCGCCAAGAAAUCCCGCUCCUCGAAAAAUAAGCAACCUCGGGCAUCUGGGAACCCUCACAAGAAACCGCGUCGGGAGUAUGGUGAUUCUGACAUCGAUAGCGACGAUGACGACCUAGUUCCCGAUGAUAGUGCAUCCGAAGAUGAUUUCGAGGACGAUGAACCAGAAACAAAUGAAAACGGACGCCCAAUGCGAAGAACGGCAAAAAAGGCUGUCAAGUACGAGGAAGAAGACACUGAUGAGGACGAAAGUGACAGAUCCGCUUCAGAGAAACCCAAGACACCGAUUCGGAAAUCUGCACGCAAGAAGCUGAUCAUUACACUCAGGACGACUCCGCGACCUAUACGCUCAACGAGGAAGAGGAGCGACAGUUACGCUGGCAAGCACGCCCUGCGUUCCCCUUCUGUACCUCAACCAACAGGUACACGGAGGAGCAGCCGUCUUUCUCAUGAUGAUGAGGAGGGAAUCUUCGCCCUGACGAACUCAGGAAAACAUGUGGAAGUCAUACGAGCUGGCUCCCGUGACCCUGAGGACCUCCCUCCAAGAUCUACAACAGGUGGGAAAGGCCUGAAAUACCCGUCUAAAAGUACCAUCGAUGAAGAACCAGAAUCAGUGCCGAAAGAUGAAGCCGCUGGAGAGGAAGAGGAAGAGGCCGACGAAGAGCUGGAGAUAAAGGCUUCACAGCACGAACUUCUUGAGAGUGAUCCGCCCUUACCUGGGGAGAAUGAUGCACACAUUCCUCAAGUCGUCUCAGAUCUCCAGGAAUAUGCGGCCACACAAAGUGAAGGCGGGGGUGAAGAUGCUGCACAUGAGCCCUCCGAAGAAAACCCAGACCAAGCUGAGGACGACGAAGAGGAUGAGAUCAUUCCACGCGGACGACCUAAGCGAUCGUCGACAAAGAGACAGGAAAAUUCGCCACCUGCAGACGCUGGGCAGCAAGAUCUAACGCAUCUACGUGUCCGGAAUCUUCGAAGCCGUGCCAACGAUGGCACCUCUGGAAGUCGGCGCCGGAAAGCACAGGAGGAAAGCAGCGAUUUUGAUCCUGAAGAAGAACCCCAACAUCUGGACGAAAUGUCAACUUCUGGAGAAUCCGAUGCAUCACCACGUAAGAACAAUCGUGGGGAUGGUGAUUAUGAAAGUAGCAACGCUGGCAGGCGGUCAACACGACUGCGGAGCAAAGCCGUGUCCCGCCAGAUGUCUGACGCUAGCGAGGAGCUCGCUGCAGAAGUUGCUGAACUUAAGAGAGCUGGCCGGAAAACAAGACGUGAACGCGAAGAGAUCAUCUUCGAACCACGCCGACGCCGAGCUGGGAAGCAACCAAAUUACGACUUGCUUCGAAGCCUGGCGCCCAUCGAGGAUGAGGAAGCACCUGCAGCACCCUCUCCUUCACAACGAGCGCGUAAACCUGGUGCUGGCAGCUGGCAAAGAAGUCUCUUCAAUACUUAUGGUCCAUUUGGAGGUGGUGGAGGUGCUGCACCUGUCCUCGGUGGGUCAGUAGCUCGAGCACAGGGCGGAGUAGACUCUGACAGCAGUGACGAUGAAGGUGCGAGGCAACCAGGUGGUGUAGGCGGUGCCAUUGGCAUGACUCCAACGACAGCUGGACCACUCAAUCUAUUCCCCCAGACACACAAUGCAGAUCCCGCCCAGGCUGCCGGAGGUACUCCUGCAAACCUUGGUAAACUCAAGGACAAGCAGGCCCUUGCAGAUGCAGAUCCUUUGGGAGUUGAUCAGAAUGUCAAUUUUGACAGUGUUGGGGGAUUGCAAGGUCACAUCGACCAACUCAAAGAAAUGGUUGCACUCCCACUUCUCUACCCUGAGAUCUUUAUGCGUUUCAAAAUCACUCCUCCCCGAGGCGUCCUGUUCCACGGUCCACCUGGAACUGGAAAGACUCUACUCGCACGAGCUUUGGCAACAAGUGUCAGCUCGCAAGGCCGAAAGGUCACGUUCUACAUGCGCAAAGGUGCCGAUGCCCUCAGCAAGUGGGUGGGUGAAGCUGAACGACAACUGCGCUUGCUUUUUGAAGAGGCUAGGAAAACUCAGCCGAGCAUCAUCUUCUUUGACGAAAUUGAUGGCCUAGCACCCGUCCGAUCAAGCAAACAGGAACAAAUUCACGCUUCGAUUGUGUCGACUCUUCUUGCGCUGAUGGAUGGCAUGGAUGGUCGAGGACAGGUCAUCGUUAUUGGUGCAACUAAUCGUCCUGACUCAAUUGAUCCUGCGCUACGUCGCCCUGGUCGAUUCGACCGCGAGUUCUAUUUCCCGUUGCCUGGUACUGAAGCUCGUCGUGCCAUCAUCGACAUUCAUACAAAAGAGUGGAAGCCAGAACUAGACCCUGCCAUCAAGAACGAGCUUGCGAUGUUGACGAAGGGGUAUGGCGGAGCGGAUCUGCGAGCGCUCUGCACCGAAGCUGCUCUGAAUGCCGUUCAGCGGCGGUAUCCACAGAUCUACAGUUCUGUCGAAAAGCUCAAAAUCGAUCCACAAACAAUCGAAGUUACACCCAAGGACUUCAUGAUCUCAAUCAAGAAAAUGACCCCAUCAUCCGAAAGAUCAACUUCCUCAGGUGCUUCUCCGCUUCCAGAAAGUGUUGCACCUCUACUUCAGAAGAAUUUUGAAGAGAUCAGAACAUUACUGUCAGAGGUUCUACCACAAAAGAAGACCUUGACUGCUCUGGAAGAGGCUCAGUUUGAAGAUGUGUAUGAUGGCCAAGGAUUCGGCAAAGAGAAAAUGCAGCAAGCAUUCGAAACCUCCAGAGUAUUCCGACCACGACUUCUUAUCCAUGGCAAGCUCGGAAUGGGCCAACAGUAUUUGGCAGCUGCAUUGCUGAACCAUUUCGAAGGUCUCCAUGUGCAAUCCUUUGAUCUUCCAACAUUAUUGAGUGAUACUACAAGUACUCCAGAAGCCACGGUAAUCCGACUUUUCACCGAGGUCAAGAUGCACAAGCCCAGUGUGAUUUACAUUCCCAAUGUGCAAGAUUGGUACAGCACUGUAGGCGCUACCGUCAUCUCUACCUUCCUCGGACUGCUGAGGUCAAUCAAGCCAACAGAUCCAGUUCUUCUUCUAGGCCUAGUGGAAGGUGAACAGGACGAACUUGAUGAGAGCAUGCGUCGCGAACUUUUUGGAUACUCAAAGCGCAAUCAGUAUGAACUGAAAAAGCCAGGCCACUCUGAGCGGCUCGCAUUCUUCCAAGGACUGCAGGACUAUAUAAGGACAGCGCCUCCUGAUUUCCCCAAUCCAACCAAUCGUAAGAAGAGGCAGCUCGAAAAGUUGGACGUGGCACCUCCUGAGCCUGAGAAGUCUCAAACGCCAUUGUCGAAGGAGGAGCUCAAGGCUCAAAAGAAAAAAGACCGCCAGACCCUCAAUAUGCUGAAAAUUCGACUCCAGCCAAUAAUGGACCAGAUACGAACGAGACACAAGAAGUUUCGCACUGGCGUGAUUGAUGAGAGUCAGAUCCGUUACCUCUUCGAGGAGGCCGAUCCUGGCACAGUGACAUCUGACCUUCACCACGAGAUUCUUGCCCGGGCGUCCUUCAGACCUUUUGAGAUCGGAAAAGAUGCACAUGGAACAGUUGGCUUGCUCGAUCAGGCUAAUGGCAACUUUUAUUAUAAUCUUGAUUCGGUGACCAUCGAGAAGCGACUCAGCAAUGGAUAUUACAAGCGACCGAAAGAUUUCCUAGCUGAUAUCAAGCGACUAGCAAAAGAUGCAAAGGCGAUUGGGGACGAAGAUCGGCUGUUGAAAGCCAACGAGCUGUUAGCUAACGUUGAGGUUGAUAUAGGAUCGAUCGAGUUUGGUGAGCCUGCAUUCGCUGCAGAGUGUGAACGCGUCUAUCAAAGAGAGCUCACCAGAGAAAAGGAGGCCAUGGAGAAGGCACGGCUUGAAGCUGAGCAGAAUCGAGAUAUGCCACCACCACAGGUGAUAUCAAAUGUCCCGCAUGGGAACUCCGGUCCUUCAGCAACGACGACUUCGACCACCGGCCCUAUCUUACUUGGGGAACCAAUGGUCCGACAUCAUGAUUUUGCAGAGCGCCUGUUGCCGACAGUUCCCUCGGCCGAAGACUCCACCGACUCAGUAAUGACAAACGGAGUGCAUCAUGGGCAUGAUCAUGAACAUGAGCCCGUGACCAAUGGCUCUAGUUCGAAUCAUGGCGCGGACGCUGAGGAAGAUACGCCAAUGGGAGGUACUGACGCUGAUGCUCACGAGUCUAAUGACAAGAGCAAUGAGACACAGCCCACGCAGACCACUAGCUCAUAUGACAACCGCGAAUCUGCCCAGCCACGACCUUUCCAUGCCUAUACUGCUCCAUCUCAACACCUGAUGAAAGAGUCUGGCAUGUCUGCACCCCGGUCUCAAACAGGUCCUUUCACACCCAUGCCAGCAGGAAGUAUAGCGGCAGAAUUCCAAAAUGAUGCAAGCACUACUCAGUCUUCGGACAAGAGGAUGUCAUCCGGUGACAGGGAACAAGGAAACACUCAAGGUUCAGGCCCUAAUUUAUACAUGCUGGAAGAGCGCCGCUCAGCAGGCGUAGGCAGUGAUAUCCCGGAUACCCAAGAUAACCCAUUAUACUCACAAGGUUCACCUCCCAGCGAUAAUGCUACUCACCUUCGACCGAUAGAUCAGCCAUCCUCGUCGCAAGGUCAACAGGGGCUUUCUCAGCCUCCAGUGCCUCCAUUCGAUGCCCAUACAAGUACACAGCAGACCCAUCGACCGAGCUCACAGAUCUUGGACCUCCUCAACCCAUCUCCCCAACCAAACCUCAUUCAGGUCGAGCAACGUAACUUGACUAACUUCCAAAUGGAGGUGGCAGAUAAGACUACUGGUCUUAGCGUGGAACAGCUUGAACAGGUUAAUAGUGUUUUGAUGGACACAUUGUGGCAGACAAGGGGUGAAUGGGAUCGCGGAAAGGUGCUUGCGGAAGUGGGCAAGGCCUUCAACAAUGUUAUGACAGACAUGCAAGAGUCAGGGCAGGACUUUGGCCCGAGCAGCUGGGGCCGCAAAAAUCAAGUGAUCGCAAAACUGUACAGACUGACUAUUGUUCUCACUGCUCUCCUUGUGCCUCUCGCACACUGCCUGCGUUCUUUUCUGACAUGGUCAAACUAUGCUCCUGUCACCGCUACGUGCCCAUCCACUCCACUCAUCCGAAAUGCUGAAGGACUCUGCGCUGAUGAAUACUUCUAUCAAUUCGGACGCCGCCGGCUUGCCAACAGAGCAUUCCGCCGCUUCAUACAAGGGAUCAAUCACGGUGUGGCAGAAGGUGAAAUAUUCAAUUACAAUAGCACUCCCGUGAUUGCACUUGCUUCGAGUGGUGGUGAAUUGCGAGGUUUCCUCUCUGGUGCUGGUGUUAUGCAAGCAUUCGAUGCGCGAGAUUCUGAAGACAGUGACAAAGGUGUCAAAUACCUCUACCAGGCCGCCUCAUACCAUGUUGGCUUAGACUGUGGUGCUAUGCUCGUAGCUGCUCUUGCAGGCAACGACAACUGGACCGUUUCGGACCUAUACCGCAAUAUUUGGAGUUCUGAUUUCACCAAUCCUGAUUUUCUGCCUGACAACAUAAACAAAGGGCAAGCCUAUGGCCGUAUGGCCGUAUGGCUUUGGCGAUGGCCGCUAAAGAAUUGA